Messenger RNA from Fraxinus pennsylvanica, 2526 nucleotides. The record is from the annotation of a GenBank genome assembly. NCBI's taxonomy places the organism in Eukaryota, Viridiplantae, Streptophyta, Magnoliopsida, Lamiales, Oleaceae.
AUGGGUGAAGCUCUAUUCGAUCUCGAAAGAAUUCUCCGAUCCAGACAGGAGAAAUUGACAAGUCAAGAAACUAAUAUACUCUUGGCAUGUAAGGCUCAAGCUAUGAGAGAUUUCACUAUUGGCUUUGGUGGUGGUUCUGUCACUACUUGGCUAGCUACCCAAAGGCUAAGUAAUCUAGUUCGCUUUAACCUUACACUGGGAGUUGCUGCUAUUUCUGGAUUAUGGAAAUUUGGUAGAUCACUUGAUUCUUGCGUUGAACAUAUUCUUUCCUUGGAGGGGAGUCGGAUGCAAAGGGAGUUGGCAAAUGUAAUGUUGAAAAAGUAUCACAGGGAUCCAUUGGUGAUGGAACGUCUCUCUAAACAUUUCUACUCAGAGGAAGUUUAUGAUGACUUGUCAGCAGAACAGCCAAAAGUUAGGUGGCGUUUCCGAAACUAUUUUGGAGAUAAUGUUGCACAUUCUCAAACUACAUCCAAUAGUGAGGAAACCGAUUUAAUGAAAAAUAAUAUCAAGAAGGCUAGUAGGGAGGCCCCAAAAAAUUACAUGAAUGCUGCUGGUGAUGUUAUGGCAAAUCCAUUUGAUUGCAUUUUUGGGCUUCCUGAAAGUAUAGAGGAGGUACCUCGCCCUAACACGUCCAACACAUUAUCCAGAAGACAGAGACGCGUCUGGAAACGAUCUCACCGCGGGCAUAGGAAGCUUCAUCCAGAGGCAUCCGCUAUGAUAUAUAGAAGUGUCUGUUGGUAUUGCAGCUAUGGCAAUGAUUGUGAUGCAGUAACUGCUAAGCAGCCUAAAUGGCAUGUGUGCAUAGUUAUUAAACCUCAUACUGGACCAGCCAGUUUAAAUUUAACCGGAAAUGUGGUGACGCAGAGGAUGGCAGGAGGCAACGCUCCCAAACCCCCUCCUUCCUCCUCCUCAUCCGCACAAUCCCACCACAACAAAUCACGGUGGGUAUCUUCGUCCUCCGCCGCGGCCACAGAUCAUAAACCCUCCGGUUCCGCCUCUAACUCCAUCGCUGAAUCCAAAUCCAAGUCCAAACCCUCACCCAACUCCGGUAAAGACAAAACACCCACCACUACCAUCACCACCCCAAACAAAAGUAAAGAGGCCAAUUAUAAACCCCCUACCCCGAAACCCAAACCCAAAUCCGAAAUCCCACUUAGACCCGAAAACCCGAAUGCCCAUUUAGGUCCACCGCCCGUGAUCCCAUUCCCGGACCAGCCCCCUCCUCCGGCUUAUGGUUUCCACAUGCUUGAUCGUCGGACUAUAGUCCUCGCGGAUGGCUCCGUCCGCUCAUACUUCGCGUUGCCGCCUGAUUAUGCCCACUUUACGCCCAUGCCAAGGCCUGGAUUCCGGCGCGAAUUUCGUGGCCCUCCAGAUUUUGGGCUUGAUAGGCCUCAUUUCCCAAUGAGUCCUGAUUUCCUGCCCGAGUUCAGGCCGGAAUUUCGUGGCGCCGAUGACCCCCUCGCAGGUACCAUGAAUCAAGAAUAUUGGAAUUCACUGGGCCCAGGGCCUGAGAGUUCUCUGAAGAGGAAGUUUGGGGAAGAGGAGAGGAGAGGACAUGAUGCGUUUGAGAGACAACCCCAAAAUGCUUUGCAGUACAGAAUUGCCAGUUCAAAUGCUAAUGGUCCUGGCCCGAGUGGACUGUAUAAUUUGGGGAGAGGUGAGGAGAUGAGACCUACUAAGUAUAUGAAGACAGGUGAGGUGAGUGUCGAUAAGCUUAAACACAAUGACGUUGAUCAGAAUUCGUUAAGGAAAGCAUUUUCGCAUUUUGUGAAGUUAAUUUAUGAGAAUGCGAAUCAGAAAAGGAAUUACCUGGCUGAUGGAAAGCAAGGGCCUCUCCAGUGUCUUGCCUGUGGCAGGACUUUAAAAGAUUUUCCAGAUAUGCAUGGUCUUAUCAUGCAUACGUACAACUCAGAUUCUGGAAACUUGCUUGUGGAUCACUUGGGCUUUCACAAAGCUUUGUGUAUUCUGAUGGGCUGGAACUAUUUGAUGCCUCCUGAUAACUCAAAAGCAUAUCAGAUGUUAUCUGCUGACGAGGCAGUAGCAAACCAGGAUGAUCUGAUUUUGUGGCCGCCUUCUGUAUUAAUUCAUAAUACACUCACGGGAAAAGGUAGAGAUGGGCGCAUGGAAGGUAUAGGAAACAGGCCAAUGGAUAGUAUUCUUGGAGAUUUGGGAUUUAGUAGCGGCAAGUCGAUGUCCUUGUUUUCAAGGGAAGGCCAUUUGGGCAUUCAUGUGGUGAAGUUCCCUGGUGGUGCAAAAGGUCUGAAGGAGGCGCUGCGGCUGGCUGAACAUUUCGAAAAACAGAAUCGAGGGCGAAAAGAUUGGGCCCGCGUGCAGUCCUCCCCGACAUUUAACAAGGAAGAUGAUAACAAUUCAAACCUUGUGAAAUUGGAUGCUACGACUGGAGAGAAAAGGAGAAUCUUUUAUGGGCAUCUAGCCACUAUUUCUGAUCUUGACAAGGUUACUUUUGAGAUCAAGAAGAAGGUAACAAUCGAGAGCAGAAGGGAUUACAAGAAGCAUUCCAAGUAG